This is a messenger RNA of Chrysoperla carnea, 692 nucleotides long. RefSeq lists its product as uncharacterized. The transcript is spliced from 5 exons. Bases 166 to 660 code for a protein of 164 amino acids. The record is from RefSeq and is a predicted model, not a curated record. NCBI's taxonomy places the organism in Eukaryota, Metazoa, Arthropoda, Insecta, Neuroptera, Chrysopidae.
UUAGUCAAAGAAUAAUUCUUACAGAAUCAACAGAGCAUAAUAAUUGUGUACAUAUUAUCUUGUUGAUAAUAAAUUUUUUGGUAAACAUCACCUUUUUUUUUUGGAAAAACUUUUUACUUUUGGGUCAUUCCUUUAUAUAGAAGAUAUAAAUAGUGAAAGUUGAAUAUGGCAUCUUUAUUAGCCAAUAUUUUCUAUGUUCCAAAAUCAUUUCGCCGGCGUGGAACAUGUAUUGUUGGUGCAUUACAAAGUAUUUUAUCGUUUACAAUUAUGAUUUUAUCUGGAGUAUACUCACAAAAUCCACAUGAACUUGUUGAACUUUCUGAUGGUACAGUUUCAGAAGAAACAUUACAAGCUUUAUCUGGAGUUCUAAUUAUUGUAUGCCUUGGUAGCGCUUUAAUGGUAGUUUUAUCAAUUUUGAUAAUAUUCGGUGCACAAACACAACAACCAAUACUACUAUUGCCAUGGAUCUAUUAUUAUGGAAUUAUUUUAACAUUUUAUAUGCUUGGAAUAUUCACGCAAGUAUUCAGCUUAGUAAUGUUGAACGCUUUUGCAGUAGGAUGUGUUACUUUACUUGGAGGUCUUAUAACAUUAUAUAUUGGAUUAUACAUGUGUACCAUCGUUUAUAGUCAUUAUAGUGACUUGAAAAAGUUAAAUUUUUAGUAAUCAAAUCAUAAAAUACCGUAAUUAAUUUU